Molecule: messenger RNA, 7433 nt
Organism: Entelurus aequoreus (snake pipefish)
Lineage: Eukaryota; Metazoa; Chordata; Actinopteri; Syngnathiformes; Syngnathidae
Gene: fndc1
Product: fibronectin type III domain containing 1
Exons: 25
Coding region: 559-5721 (1720 amino acids)
Molecular function (GO): protein binding
Source: RefSeq, a predicted model, not a curated record
AGGAUUGUAUGCUGUAGACCGUUUGCUAUCUCCAGUUUUCAUUGUAUCCUGUUGCCUGAUAUCCUGUUUCCUGUCUCCUGGUUCCUGGUCCAGUAGUCUAAUUAGUAAAGAAGCCUGGACUUUCCUAUCUCCGGUCACUGCUUUGAUUUCCACUGGGGGGACACCAAGACAUUCCCAGGCCAGAUGCAAGACAUACUGUAGUCCCUCCAGCGUGCCUUAGGUCCUCCUUCGGACUGAGCAUGCCCAGAACGCUACACUCGAAGGCAGCCUGUGGACGUCCCGACUCGAUGCCUUAGUCAACUGGCUCCUCUCGACGUUAAGGACUAUUGGCUUUACUCUGAGCUGACUGAACUACUGACCCUAUCUCUAAGGGACUGUUCCGGUCAUACAGGAGUCAGAUCAGAAACAGGAAUCAUUCCACUCUUGUUUUCCUGUCUACUAGGCUACGAAUGUGGGCGAGAGGCUCAAGUGGCUGCUGAUGGGAGGGUCGCUGAGUUUCAGCCCCUCUGUGCUGGGCUGCUGGUGCGUCUCUCCUUGCAUCUGUGCACCACACGCACCAUGGCUCUGUGCGCAAGUAGCACGCUUUUGGCGCUUCUUGUCGCUUUCUGCACACCUGGAGGUGGAUGGACAGCAGAGAAACCCUUGAGGUCACAUCAUGGGAAGCCAACUUCAAUGGAUAAGAGCCUGAGGGAGAGCUGGGAGCCUUCUAUUCUUCUUGAUGGAAGACCUGUGGUCAGCGGCAACAGACCAAUGAGAACUCAUCGCUACGCUCGCAUGGGCAAGGAGAGCCGCUCCCACCUAGUGGAGGAUGUAGAUCCCGAAUGGGUAAACCUUGACGGCUUUGCUGUGCUGAGUGGCGCACCUGUCAGCAACUCAUCAACAGGUCCAGUUAGGUCAACAUAUACUGCAGCCAGGAAUCAGUCCUUUCCAAAGCGUGCGAACAGAGUGAACAGAACAGCUCACCGUCCGGGUGCCUCUAACCCUAGGACAUACUGGAGGAGGGCACCACAGUCUUCUUCUGGACAACAUCCACCUGAGAGAUUUUUGACAAGGACAUCUUUACCGGAGGGGAGACAGCAACAUAAUGCCAAACCUCAGUCUGACCAGAGGAACCGUUAUGCAGCCAAAUUAACAUCUGAGUCCGUUCAUGUGGUGUCACUUCAGGCACAGAAAGCCCUGGGCCGGAGUGCUCCUGCUAACAGAGCGGCAGCCAAAUUAUCCACACCAGAACCUCCUGAGUAUGAAGCUAAGGACAUCAGUGUCAGGGUUAUGUCUCCUAAAUCAGUCCUCGUUUCCUGGAUUGACCCUCUUGUGGAAAUGGGGAAAGUUGAGUCCAGUGAACUCAGAUCCUACACAGUCAGACACAGAGAGAAGGGUGAGUCAGCGCGCUGGGAGUACAGGGACAGCGCCCAGCGGAGACUGAUGAUAGACACCCUGUAUGCUGAUAGCAUGUAUGAGUUCGCCGUCAGAAUCUCUCAGGGGGGAAAUGAGGGCAAGUGGAGCGUGUCUGUCUUUCAGAGGACCCCCGAGUCAGCACCAUCUGGGCCACCGGAGAACUUUGAGGUCAAACCACUACGGGGGAAAGGCACUGCUGUGACAGCCACAUGGGAUCCCCCUGAAGAAACCAAUGGGAGGAUUCGAGAGUACAUCCUUUCUUAUGCUCCUGCACUGAAGCCAUUUGGAAUGAAAACGGUGACAUAUCGUAGUAGCACUACCACAGCUACAAUUGACGGUUUAACACCUGGAGAGCGGUACAUCUUUAAGAUCAAAGCCACCAACAGGAGGGGACAGGGACCACAAAGCAAGGCAUUCACUGUUAUCAUGCCAGCAUCCAGCAGUGCUGUUUCAUCGUUCUCAAGAAACAAGGCCAGCCAGCGGAUGAGCCACAACCCUUCCAAAUAUGAUGACUCCCAUGACAAAUCAGACCUCCAGUCAACAGAGGAACCAGAAGAACCGAUGACGCCCAGUCAGCCUAGCAACUCUGCCCCUGUUAGUAGACGGGGGCGCCCACUGUCCCAGACACGUUCUUAUCACAGCAUCUUUUCCUCUGUAAGAGGUUCAGUCAGGGGUGGACCCAACAGAGCCAGAACCUCAGAUGCAGAUGUUGAAGAUGAAGAUGACAGGAAGAAAACAACAACCCUGUCCCCAGAAAAAGAGAUGACAACUAUGGCGAUGGAGACAAAAGAACCAUAUAAUGAAGUUUCCCCUGAAUCUGAGGACGAAAUUGACAGUGAAGUGUAUGGGUCCUCCACUCCUGAGACCCCCAGCCUCAAAGUUUUUACACUCUCCCCAACUAAACCUGCUUUACUUUAUCCACAGCAAAGGAAACCAAUGAAGCCCAGGCUCCAUCAAAGAGGAGGAGUCCAUACUGGUUCUUCUGCAUCCGCCUCUUCGUCUUCUUCCCUGCCAUUAGCCCCUAAGACAUCAUCUUCACCUUCUACUAUUUCAGAAUCAGAUGACAAUAAAAAAAAUAUACCAUUUACAAAUCAACAUAGCAAAGUGAUUUACAAUAAACCCAGUACAACAGAUAGCAAACCUACCAUUCCCGUUAGAAAAGAGAACACCCCACAACCUCAAACAGAGGGCACAGCUAAGGGAUCAAUUUCAUCUGGGCGAACCAUUGGGUCUGGCCUUGGUACUAGUUAUGGUUAUGGCAGAAGGAACCUGGGCCUUCUAUUUAGGGGAAAUUCAACUAGAAUGAUCAAUGGUUACAGACCAAGCACAACAUUACUGUCACGUUUGCCAAGCAGAAUUCAGCAUCAAGCAAUAUCUCAGUCCACCUUACCAGACCAGUCUCAAAGCCAACAAACAUCAGAUGUAGGGAACAACAACAAAGCAAUAUCAGACCCAUCUACUUCAGAGAAAUCACUAUUCACAUUAACAUCCACAUCAAAUAGUGCAGAUACAAACACCAGAAAUACUUAUCCUUCUGUGUCACAGAGCACCUCACAUCAACCAAAUUCAACUCCAAACAAGGGAUCUCAAAUCUCGUCAUACAACCAAGAAAAGUCACAUAUUUUAAACACAUCGCCAGAACGAUCCCCACUACAGAAAGAAGCGGCGGAAACUAAAGUUGAAGAGCCUACUUCAAGCUACAAAGAAGAUUCCACAGAAGAAACUGAUAAGGAGGACAGCCCACCAGAAAAAGCAACUGAUCCUCGUAUACGAGCUCGUCCUUCACUUGCUGAAAGAUUUAACCUCCCAGGCAGGUUUGGUUCAGGGACGAGACAAGGUGGUAGGAACCCCGGGAGCAGAGUUUCAUCAUCUAUAGGGGCUGGCAGACCGAUUGUGAGGAUACCCACAAAGGAUUCAGAGACCACAGGUUCUGCCAGUGUGUCCUCAGUACAGGAGACUAGUGACAGUCCGACAGCUGCAUCUACUCGUGACUCACUGAAGAAUAAGAUGGUGGUGGAUGCCUUUAAGCACUCAUUGACUAGUGAAAAUGCAGACUAUAGUGACUCAAGAAAUCCCACUCCGUCAUCUCCUUCAUCUUCAUCUGCAAGAUCUUCCAACUCUGAUGCUCACCAUUCUAUAAGUGAGCCCAUUCACAGAGGAACCUCUAACAACAACAAUAAUUAUAAUAAUGGCUACCUUGAUAAGAGUAACAGUGGGAUAAAUAAACAUGUUGCAGAGCCUUCAGUGGACCAAAUUAAUCCUGUCAUAACAUCAGCUGAUCCGCACGGGAACACGGAGGAGAAUGAGAGUGUCGCUACAAGAGAAACUCCUUCAAGAACUAGCUUAUCUUCUGGGGUCCCUCCAUCCUACCGUCGUCCUAAUGUUGGAGGAAACGGAAGGAUACGCUCCCCUCUUUUAGCGACAAGGCAGUUUGUUGGAUCAAGACUUCCCACCCGAUCACAACAAGCAUACAACUCCAGACUGGGUUCCUCGACAUCAGAGUCCUCCUCAUCAUCUACCUCCUCUUCAUCGACUUUAUUCAGACCGUCAAUAACCACAGACCGCAGUGCCAGCAGGGUCCCUACUCUGACAAGCAAUGGCAGACUCAUAGAGUCCAAGGCUAGCUCUCUGUCACCAUCUUCAGCUCGAGACAGCUUUAGAGGACAGGGGGCUAGAAGUCGCUAUCCUAUCCUCAGAGGGAAAACACCCAAUGGAGGAGCUCUUAUACCUGCCAAUGGAAAUGGUAAAAAUGAACAACCAAAUCUAACAGCAAAGACAAAAGAGUCCCCGAGUCAUGGAACCAGCAAGUCAGUCGGUAAAAGGUUGAUUACUGGACCCGAUGGGAACAAAUGGAUGGUUGAUUUGGAAUUGGGAAUUCUUAUGAACCAGGAUGGAAAAGUCUUGCAGGAUUCUCAUGGCAAACCCAAGAGAGUAGUGCUUGGCGAGGAUGGACACACCAUUUUUGACCACUUGGGAAGCCCAUUACUGACACAGGAAGGCAUGGCUUUGUUCGGUCACGGUCGAGACAGUAGCCCUGUGGUCAACCCUAAAGAGAAGAUCCUUAUGGUUGGAGGAAAGCCGUUACUUGGCUUGGACUUGCCUCGCCUCAGGACCACCACUACCACUACCACUCGAGUUCCCACCACUACGCCUGAACCCACCACCGCUAUAUGGACUACGGAAGCAUAUACCACUGAAGAACCCUACCCUACGUGUCCACCCGGAACCUUCUCUAAAACAGAUGACUAUGGGGAUCCAAUGUUUGACUCAGAGGGAAUAUUAAACUGUUACACAGAAGAUGAGUUCAUGACCACCUUGCCACCACCCACCACAACAAUACCGCCAACAACAACAACCACCACCACCACCAGCCCCACCACAGAGGUCCCAACUCCAGAGCCUGACCCCAAACAGUCUGGACGAGGGCCUUCUUCUGAGUUUGAUCUCAGUGGAAAGAAGCGAUUCACAGCUUCUUAUGUCAACUACAUCCAAAAGGACCCAGGAGCUCCUUGCUCUCUGACAGAGGCUCUGGAGUAUCUCCAAGUUGACAUCCUAGAAGAUCUGAUCAAGAAUGACAGUCUCUCCACCAAUCAGAAGCUGCCUCCGAAACACAAACCCCAUAAUCUCACUGUGGUCGCCAUGGAGGGAUGCCAUUCAUUUAUCAUCCUGGACUGGGGACGUCCAUUGAAGGGUGAUAUGGUUUCAGGCUACAUGGUGUACAGUGCUUCAUAUGACGACGUGCUCAACAAUAGAUGGUCUUCUAAGGUCUCCAGUGGGACACAUCUGGCUGUGGAGAAUCUCAAACCCAACUCCAGGUACUACUUUAAAGUCCAGGCCAAGAAUGUGUUUGGGUUGGGUCCAUUCAGCGAUACACUCACCUAUGUCACUGAAUCAGACGAUCCUCUUCUCAUCGAAAGGCCGCCUGGCGGAGAACCAAUAUGGGUACCCUUUUCUUUCCGCUAUAACCCUGCCCACAGCUCCUGUAAGGGCAGCCAGUACGUCAAGCGGACGUGGUACAGGAAGUUUGUGGGUGUAGUUUUGUGCAACUCUCUGCGAUACAAGAUCUUCAUGGGAGACGGUCUUCGAGAGCCCUUCUACAGUAUAGGAGAUACAUUUGGGCAAGGAGAGGACCAUUGCCAGUUUGUGGACUCCUACAGGGACGGCAGGACUGGCCCUGCAUUCCUCUCAAGUUUUCUUCCUUCAGCUCAAGGAUAUCACCGUGCCUACAGACAGCAGCCUGUCACCUUUGGAGUUAUUGGCAGGAGGACAUCCCACCCUUUCGUCGGCUGGUAUGAAUGUGGGGUGCCCAUCCCUGGCAAGUGGUAACACGGGGGAGAUGCUUGGAGGCUGGGGGGACACUACCAGCAGCUAUACCCAUGACAAAAAAAGACUUUUGCCUGCCGCCACUACAAAAAAAAAACCACCACUUUAAUCCCUCUUUAGCUUCACCUAAAAAGAACAUAAUACUUUCAUACAAGCCAGUGUAUCUUCGCAGUUUUAACAUAAAGCAGUCUGUAUAUUAGGGGAAAAGCAUGUGUUUUCUUGCUUUGUAUAAUUAUUGUCACCUAAACAAAAGAUCCACACGUGGUGUUAUUUAUCUCUCAUCAGAGCACAUUCAUAAUAAUAGGCAAUUCACUAGUGUAAAGGUUUGUUAAUUUUCAGUCUGAAAAUUGAUUUAUUGUUUAUUAUUAGCGUCUGACAACUACUUUAUUUGUACUACCAUGUGUAUGUUUUGAAUGUAUGUAGACCACAUAACUGCUCAGGAGGUAAAUAAAGGGGCCUUGUAAACCACAGCAAUGAAAGCCCAUCAUCAUCGGACACCUUUUUUUAAUUUGUUAAAAGUUCUAGUUGAUAUACGUAUGAGAGAUAUGAGUCAUGACAUUUCCUUUAACCAACUGGAGCAGUUAAAAUUCAAAGUAAACAUCGAAAGCAGCAUAUUGUGCGCAGAUGCAGGAAUGGUGAGAAAAAACAACAAUCCAGAACAUUUCUUUAUUUUGUACCCAGAUUUAAAAGAAAUCAAGUUACAGUCAGCUAAAAGAAACAGAAAAGUAUAAAGUAACAAAUUAAAUACUUAGCUUAUGAUGUGUUGCAGCCACCACUAACCUUGUGGAAAAUACCAGUAAAUGAAAGAAAAAGCCUUGUUUUAUACUUGUUGCCAAUUAAAUCAUUACAUCAUGAGAUUAAUGUGUGGCUUGGGGACCUGUUGCCCAUUCCAACUAGCAUAUUUCAGCUGUUAGUUUCGACUCGCCGAGAAAAAGUAGCAGUAGUCAACAUUCAGCAGUCUUGCUGAGCAGAGAAAGCCUGAGGGUCCUGUCAUCACCUUGUUAUGAUACAAUCCAAAUAUCACCAAGAUACAUAAUAUACCUCGCCUAUUAUGAUAUUUAAGCAGACGGCAAAACGUCCAACUUGUAAUUGCAUCUGCAAUGCGUUGGUGAUGUCACACUCCCCUCUGGGCAAUGAUGGAGAGAUGAAUGCUCGUUUCUGCAUUCAUACUGAAGCAAUCUGUCCAAACGUAACAUUGUUCAAGCAUAAGGAAAUUAUGUGAAUAUGAUCAGUUCCAAUGUUAAUCAUAAUUCCCUCAUAAAAUGUACAGGCAAUGUUUUAACUGAGUGUAAAAAUAAUGUUGAGAAGAGUUGGGUUACGAAUGUAUCAUGUUUUUCAAGUAUUCUUCCUCAUCCAAGUGUAAAAAGAAGUUAACCACUCCAAAACGUAAUAACACGCUAUAUUAACUCUGAUUGUUUUAAAUCUAACUCUGUGUCGAAAAAAGAACAUGCUAGUUAAUCUUGAUGCUCGCUGAACUGAAGUCUUGGGCCAACAUUACACGAGAAAGCAAGCGGCAGACGUUUUGUGCAACUCGAACCUCUGCUGAUGUACAAAAGUAGCUAUUUAUAAUAUUAAAUGUGCUGAUGUAGCUAUUUAUAUUAUUUUUAGUGUGUUUUUUUAUUUUUAGCUAUAUCAGUGCUAAAUGAACACACAUCUGCAACAAAUACAAUGGUGAUAUUGUAAAAGUAAGGUUGGGAUUUUAGCGUCCCAACAAG